This is a messenger RNA of Puntigrus tetrazona (Sumatra barb), 1338 nucleotides long. It is a transcript of the gene hnrnpa0b, whose product is annotated as heterogeneous nuclear ribonucleoprotein A0b. Lineage: Eukaryota; Metazoa; Chordata; Actinopteri; Cypriniformes; Cyprinidae. Bases 10 to 945 code for a protein of 311 amino acids. The record is from RefSeq and is a predicted model, not a curated record. The transcript is spliced from 3 exons. Gene Ontology annotation, molecular function: RNA binding.
CGGAACGAUAUGUCAGCAAUGGAGCAGCUCUGCAAACUUUUCGUUGGUGGCCUGAACGUCCAAACAACUAACGAUGGGCUUCGCGCUCAUUUUGAACAGUACGGUAAACUAACGGACUGCGUGGUAGUUCAAAACGAUCAACUUCAGCGGUCUCGUUGUUUCGGCUUCGUAACGUACUCCAGCGCAGAGGAGGCUGAUGCAGCAAUGGCCGCCAGGCCACAUGUGGUAGACGGUAAAACCGUGGAGCUGAAGAGAGCCGUGGCUCGGGAAGAUGCCGGGAAGCCCGAAGCUCUCGCCAAAGUCAAGAAGAUAUUCGUCGGGGGCCUAAAAGAGGACAUCGAGGAGAACACCCUCACCGAGUAUUUCUCGCAGUUCGGCAUGAUCGAGAAAUCCGAAGUCAUCACCGACAAAGACACCGGCAAGAAGCGCGGUUUCGGCUUUGUCCACUUCGAAGAUAACGACUCGGCCGACAAAGCCGUCGUGCUCAAGUUCCACAUGAUCAACGGGCACAAAGUGGAGGUCAAGAAAGCGCUCACGAAACAAGAGAUCCAGGCCGCCGGCGGAGCUAGGGGCGGCAGGGGGAGAGGAGGAGGAAGAGGUAUGGGGCGGAAUCAAAAUGGCUUCGGCGGCGGGAGAGGAGGCUACGGCGGCUACGGGGGUGGCUAUGGCGGAGGCUACGGCGGCAGUGAUGGCGGCUACAGCGGCGGCUAUGGAAGUGGGGGUUACGGAGGAGGCUACGGGGGUGGGUACGGAGGCGGCUACGGCGAACAGAUGGGAGGCUAUGGCGGUGGUAACGGUUACAGUGACUUUGGCAGCGGAUACGGCCAGCAGUCCUCCGGCUACGGGCCCAUGAAGGGUGGAAAUACGUACGCCGGCAGAAGCGGAGCCCCUUACCCCCGUGGCGGCGGGCCUGGUUACGGCAGGGGUGGCUACGGAGGCUACUAAAAAGCGCGUUGGGAAAAGACUCGGAAAGCUGCCCCCCCCCAGGUGUUCUCUCGGUUUCCACAUUGGGCUCAUUCACCCGGCCAUGCAAGAGAUGGCGGACACUGUGAAAGCAUACCUUAAAGACCUCAAUUCUUAACAGGGAACCUGUUCAGUACCUGGGUUCGAUUGUGAUAGGACUGAAAUAUCUCAUUAGGAUAUCAUCCUGCGAUCUAGGUGACCUUGGAUGCCGGACUCUGCCCACAUCAACUGUGGCCAUGGAGUUUGGUUACCAACAUCCACAGAGUAGUUUUAAUAGUGGACUGGUGAAAUGAUGACAACAUGGAGAUUUUUAUUUAUUGUAUUUUUUUAACUUUUUAUAAAUCUGUAUACAUUUGUAAUAAAAAAGUGAAACUA